UUUAUCCUCGCAUAUCCAGUAUGAAAGUGGACUUAGACCCAUUGCUCCACUUAACCUCUCAUUUCUUCGCCUUGCGCAAGAAGAUUAUCUGUCAGCAGAUAAUUGCGAGCCACGUCAAUCUUCAGGGUGUCAGGAAACGCAGAUGAAAAAGGUGGAUUGGCUGUGCGUGACGCACUUAUUGGAAUUACGCCAUAAAUUUCGCCCACCUUCGUCGCCGUGGACAGAAGCAACGUGCCGUUCGACCAAUUUCCCCAUGACUUUCCUUCUCGUUCGUGUCGGCCGUCUCUUCGUCUCUAUUCCGGCACCGUCUCGCAGCGACGUAUCGGCUUCGCGUUAGAAACGGUACGCCGAUUCCGUGUCGGAUUUCUGCGUUGAGUGUCGAAAAGCAGUGAUGGUGAUUGUGAUCGAUCAGAAAUUGAGAACCUCUGUGCGACGAAAAAAACAUUUUAUAUAUUCUCGUGUGUGACUAUAUAUCAUUCCCGUUCCCCUCAAAGUGGAAUGACUACAAUACUUUCUAUCAGUUUUUGCGGCGAUUUUUUGUCGACAUAAUUUCAGAAGGGUACAACUUUUGUCGGCAAACCAGUUAUCGUCCCGUCGAGUUAACCGUUUGAUCUGAUUAAGCGGUGGAAAAAACGCACGCGUUGCAAUAUCGUUGACGAUCUUUGGAGCCUUCGAGGUGAACGAGACGGGAUUAAAUAUAGAAGACAACAUGAGGAUAACCUACGUGCUGUUCGGUUUGACGGUGCUGGUCGCGUACGCAGCUUCCGGGCCGGUCGUCAAGAGGGAAGCAGAGUCGGAGGAUCUCAAUCCUUUGAACGAGGUGUACCUCGUGGAACUUGAAGAUGACCAAGCUGCGGACGACGACAGAUCCAACAGAGACAAAAGGAAAAUCGGUGUCGUGAAGCUGGGAGUGUCAAACGGGAUCAUAAACUUCGUCUUUGGUAAAUUGGACUCCUUCCUAGACUCAAAAACCAAGGCUCUGUCAGCGCUGGACGAAGCUAAUAAGGUGAAAAACGCCGCGUACGGAAUCGACGCGAAACAUUCGGCUACCAGUAAAUUCAUCAGCGAACUUGUGGCGGCGAAGAUCAAAGCAGCCAGCGGAAGUAUCGGUCCAGUGAUAAACAGCGCCACAACGUUCAUCAAUGGCGCUAAGACAGGUUUCGCUGGAGCUUUGGUAUCGAAACUUGCACCUUUGAGCUCCAUCGCUGGUGGUUUGUCGGCUGGUGCUGCCGCGAAACACGAACACCACCCGCAUGAGGGUGGAGCCGACCACGGUGGACUAGGAAGCACGGCUGCAAUUCUGGGGAACAUCUUAAGCUCGAAACUCGGUAGUCUGUCGUCCUUGAGCCAAAACCACGGCAGCGGUCAUCACGACUCACCGAGCCACGAGAGUGGAUCAUUCGGGAGCAUAGGCGGAGGGGCUACGGUCUCUACUACCACGGAGGAUAUCCCCGAGUUCGAUAGGAUGAAAGUGUCCUUGGAGGUACCGGCGCAAGCGUUCGGCACUGGUUUCACCCUAAUUACCAAUAUCAGCAAAAUCAUCAGUAGCGUCAUACUAAACUCAGCCCGCAGAACACAGACAGUACUAGAAGUGUUCAAACCCUUCUUCCGUGGAGCGUUCGCCAUCAAAGGACUACCAUCGGACAAGCACCAUUAACAACUCGAGGAUUCGAGACAAAUAGCUCAACGAUCGCUUCAGGGAACGAGGACUCUGCUCGUCUUAAAAUCAAGAGGACCAGAGACCCGUGUAUAUAGUCUGUUAAGAUAGGAUGGCAAUUUAGAAAAUUUUAUUACGUACAAGAAUAAUUCAGGUAUCUUGCGUUGGAUUUUGAUGGUUAGUCUCGUCCAACGACAGGCAAAUUGAUUUCCAGCUAAGAUUGCGAUUAUAUAAAUCGUUUGACGAUUUCCUAUAGCGUUGCCAUAAGCUUAAAUGCUCGUAAGAAUGCAGCUGUUCAGGAAGUACUAUGUACCAUAUUUUAGAUCAAACGAUUACUGCGAUGAAAUCUGAUGGUCAUUGGCGUAGCUAGGAUUUGGAUUGCAGAAUGCGAGGGUUGGAGAAUUUGGGAAUUUUUUAUUUGGGGAUUGGAGAUUUUGGGGUUUGGAAGUU
Molecule: messenger RNA, 2107 nt
Organism: Megachile rotundata (alfalfa leafcutting bee)
Lineage: Eukaryota; Metazoa; Arthropoda; Insecta; Hymenoptera; Megachilidae
Source: RefSeq, a predicted model, not a curated record